GAGGUGAAGAUUAAUCCAAAAGAUGUAGCUGCACAAUUAAGAAUAACAGGUCCAAGAGCUGGUAAAAUUGUUAAAGUUAUUAAUCAUGAUAUCGAUGGUGCAUUUAGAGCUUUGAGAUCUGUUGUUAAUUCAAAUAAUAUCAAAGGUGAUCAAAUUGAUCAAAGAUUUUAUUUAAAACCUGGUAAAGCUAGAGAAUUGAAAACUAUUAGAAAGAACAAGAGAGAAUUUAUGAAAGGUUUCAAGAGAUUGAUGGAAGUUGUUAAGGAUGCUAGUAGAAGAGGUUAUUAG
Molecule: messenger RNA, 288 nt
Organism: Hansenula anomala
Lineage: Eukaryota; Fungi; Ascomycota; Saccharomycetes; Phaffomycetales; Wickerhamomycetaceae
Gene: MRP21
Product: mitochondrial 37S ribosomal protein bS21m
Exons: 1
Biological process (GO): mitochondrial translational initiation; translation
Cellular component (GO): ribosome; mitochondrial small ribosomal subunit
Molecular function (GO): structural constituent of ribosome
Source: RefSeq, a predicted model, not a curated record